Messenger RNA from Papaver somniferum (opium poppy), 899 nucleotides. RefSeq lists its product as uncharacterized. Bases 92 to 634 code for a protein of 180 amino acids. NCBI's taxonomy places the organism in Eukaryota, Viridiplantae, Streptophyta, Magnoliopsida, Ranunculales, Papaveraceae. The record is from RefSeq and is a predicted model, not a curated record. The transcript has 2 exons.
UACAAAUACAAGUCUCGCACCAAUUCAGUCAUCUAUCUUCUCCUUUGUCAGUGAGAUAACUGUAUCAAGUUGCUCAUUUAGAUAACCAGAAAUGGCGAAGAGCAGUAUUUCAUCUAAUAUUUCUUUUCUUGUUAUGAUAAUGAUAAUACCAUCAAUGGUUGUUGACGCAAGGCAUUUGUUGGCUAGCACUGGUUGUUUGUUCGGGGGUACCAGUCCUGGUGGCUUAUUUGGGACCGGAAACACGGGGGGAACAAACUUGCUCGGAGAUAGCAACACAGGCGGCACAAAUGUGCUUGGGGAUGGCAACACAGGUGGCACAAAUGUGCUUGGGAAUGGCAACACAGGUGGUGUAAAUGUGUUGGGGAACGGCAACACAGGUGGUAUAAAUGUGGCCGGAGAUAAGAACACAGGUGGCAUAAAUGUGCUUGGAGACAGCAACACUGGCGGCAUAAAUGUGGUGGGUAACAGCAACACAGGUGGUGUAAAUCUGCUUGGUGAUAACAACACCGGUGGAAUAAAUGUGGUAGGAAGCACCAACACAGGUGGUGUAAAUCUGCUCGGAGACAACAACACAGGUGGCGUAAAUCUGCUCGGAGACGGCAACACAGGUGGCAUAAAUGUUCCUAAGGUAUAAAUGUGCUCCGAUGCGGGUGGCAUGUGUGCCGUUACCGUGGAUCAGGAAGGAAGAGCCAAGGAGGAAAUAAGAAAGAAACGGCUCCCAAGAGAGCACAAUUCAAUAGUUCGCUUAAGUUCUUUAUAUUAUCGUUCUUCUCUUUUUCUAUAUCAAUUAGUUUUCAUACUAGGUAGGUAUCAAAUAAAUUUGUGGUUUUUAAGAGUUAAAAUGUUUGUUAAGCAGUAUCCUGAUAAUUAAAAGGCUCCGUGAGUGUUUUCUGCUUGAA